ACGCUGCCUCAUUUGUACAUCCCCAUCGAGGAUGUAGAGAAACUGGAACGGUACCGAGAAGGAGGUUACCAUCCCGUUUCAAUUGGAGAUCGCUUCCACGGUCGCUAUCGGGUCGUUUAUAAACUCGGUCAUGGCUCGUACUCAACCAAUUAGUUGGCUCGCGAUGAAAGGGUUGAUAAGCUCGUCGCUAUUAAAGUGUGUACUGCAGACUCGGAUCUCCACGAACUUGAGGUACUUUCCUUCCUUUCCAGAUCGCGACAGCGUUCAGGUAAUGAUUUAAGCAAAAUAAUGAUACCCUUGAUCUUGGAUACCUUCAAGAUCCAAGGCCCAAAUGGUACUCAUGCAUGUUACGUGACACAUCCCGCGAGGAUGAGUCUUUGGGAUGCCAAAGAUGGAUCAUACAUUCGCCUCUUUAGGCUAGAAGUGGCGAGGGCCUUGGUAGUAUAGUUGGUACUGGCCGUUGAAUACAUACAUGCGCAAGGUUAUGCUUAUGGUGACCUCCACUUUGGUAACAUUCUCAUUCCGGUCCUUCCUGGCUUUGACCAGCUCUUGGAUGAAAACUUGUAUGAGUUGUAUGGUGAACCCGAGUCGAAGACUAUCAUCCGCUUUGAUGGUAAACAGAUCUUUUCAAGUGUUCUAUCCCAUGCAAUUCUGCCCGUCUGGCUUGGAGAGGCAAGUGAAGAGCUUACACUUGCGGAGGCUAAGGCUUUACUCUCCGAUUUUGGCGAAGCGUUCUCUCCUGCCAGGAAAAACAAGUUCGAGUCUCGCACACCUCUCGUGUAUCGAGUCCCGGAGACCAUCCCUCGGAGUAUAUAACCACUAACUCAAUGACCCCAAGAACAUACCACUUACCUGUUCCAAAUAUUCUACACCUUUC
Aspergillus ibericus CBS 121593 is the source of this 877-nucleotide messenger RNA. RefSeq lists its product as uncharacterized. The coding region runs from base 473 to 823 and encodes 116 amino acids. The transcript has a single exon. NCBI's taxonomy places the organism in Eukaryota, Fungi, Ascomycota, Eurotiomycetes, Eurotiales, Aspergillaceae. The record is from RefSeq and is a predicted model, not a curated record.